AUGUCUUACCAAUAUUAUAUGCAACACAUGCAACAAUUGAUGGCUUUGGGGGUAUAUAUUGCUCCAGCAAAUUAUGCUCCUCUAGCAUAUAUGCCCAUACAAAACUUGGAACCUACUAUGCACAUGGCAAGGAAUGAUAUCUUGAUCAUUGAAAGCGAAAGUGACGAGGAAGAUGAUAUUGAUCAAAGAACAUUAUUUUGUGCAAAUCUCAGUGAACAUGUUACAGAAGAAAUAUUAUACGAAGUAUUUUUCCAAGCCGGGCCUUUAUCGAAAGUUCAUAUACCAAAACAGAAUGGCAAGAAUCGUUCAUAUGGUUUUGUUACAUAUAAGUAUCGUUGCUCAGUGCCUUAUGCUUUAAAACUAUACCAAGGAUUGGUAUUAUUUGGUAAACGUCUAGAUAUAAAAUUUCAAGGAAAAAAUAAUUCAAACGCCUGCAAUAAGAGAUGA
This is a messenger RNA of Lucilia cuprina (Australian sheep blowfly), 447 nucleotides long. Its product is annotated as RNA-binding protein 7-like. Lineage: Eukaryota; Metazoa; Arthropoda; Insecta; Diptera; Calliphoridae. The transcript has a single exon. Gene Ontology annotation, cellular component: nucleus. Gene Ontology annotation, molecular function: single-stranded RNA binding. Gene Ontology annotation, biological process: regulation of alternative mRNA splicing, via spliceosome. The record is from RefSeq and is a predicted model, not a curated record. Bases 1 to 447 code for a protein of 148 amino acids.